GGGAAAUCAUCGGAGGACAAGAGGCCAGGCCCCACUCCCAUCCCUAUAUGGCUUUUCUUCAGAUCCAAACUCCAAUUGGUGUAAGCCAUUGUGGGGGUUUCCUGGUGCGAGAAGACUUUGUGCUGACAGCGGCUCACUGCUUGGGAAGUUCCACAGUUGUUAUCUUGGGGGCUCAUGAUGUUCAGAGGCGGGAAAGUACCCAGCAGCACAUCCCUGUGCUCAGAGCCAUCCCCCACCCUCAGUAUAAUCCACAGACCUAUAUCAAUGACAUCAUGUUACUGCAGCUAGGAAACAGAACCAGAAGCAACCAAGUGAUAAGACCUGUGGCUAUACCUCAGACCUGGGCCUGGCUAAAGCCUGGCACCUUGUGCACUGUGGCUGGCUGGGGCCGGAUCAGCUUAACCAGGGGAACAAGUGUCCUUCAGGACGUCCAGCUGACGGUGCAGAGGAACCAAGAAUGCAAAUCUCGCUACUUCUCUUACAACAGCCUAAAGCAGAUUUGUGUGGGAAACCCAAGGGAAAAGAAGACUGUCUUCAAGGGGGACUCUGGAGGUCCUCUCGUGUGCAACAACGUGGCCCAUGGCAUCGCCUCCUAUGUCAAUAAAAGAGCAAGUCCUCCAGCAGUCUUCACCAGGAUCUCCAGCUACUUGUUCUGGAUAAAGACAACAAUGAGACGCUUCACCCAGUAG
This is a messenger RNA of Elephantulus edwardii (Cape elephant shrew), 689 nucleotides long. Its product is annotated as cathepsin G-like. The transcript has 4 exons. The record is from RefSeq and is a predicted model, not a curated record. Gene Ontology annotation, biological process: proteolysis. Lineage: Eukaryota; Metazoa; Chordata; Mammalia; Macroscelidea; Macroscelididae. The annotation marks the transcript as partial. Gene Ontology annotation, cellular component: intracellular membrane-bounded organelle; cytoplasm. Gene Ontology annotation, molecular function: serine-type endopeptidase activity.